Messenger RNA from Cavia porcellus (domestic guinea pig), 1153 nucleotides. RefSeq names its product cilia and flagella associated protein 90 (gene Cfap90). NCBI's taxonomy places the organism in Eukaryota, Metazoa, Chordata, Mammalia, Rodentia, Caviidae. The record is from RefSeq and is a predicted model, not a curated record. The transcript is spliced from 3 exons. Bases 1 to 867 code for a protein of 288 amino acids.
AUGGCCCAGCACCCUGGCGUGCCACUUGGAGCGGUGUGGAUGUCUGCGCGCACUGAGGCAUGGUCACAGAGCAGUGAAUUCUUCAGACGUCUCCAAGGAGUUUAUCCAGAAGAUGGUGAGUUGCACACGGGACUCUGUCCGGUUCCUCGUGGGCAGCACCCCGAAAGUCCACAGAGCUGCCGUCGCCUCUUUCCGUUCUGGGCGUGGCCAGAGGGCUGGAGAGAGGACGAAGGCCCGCCCUCCCCGCCCCUGAUCACCCCGCCCCCUGACCACCCCGCCCCGCCCCCGCGGUUUCCCCGGCAACGGCAGACGCGCUGCCGAAUGCCCGCAGCCCAGUGUGGACCACGGCUGCCCGCAGCUCGGUGUGGACCACGGCCUCCCGCGGCGGGGGCGAUGGACCCGGGCGCCCCCGAGCACCAGGACGACCUAGAGGACGGGGAGGAGUUCACGGCCGCCACACUGCGGGGCCGGCCCUGGCAGCUGCCCCUUUCGGCGCAGUCGGCCUUCAGCUACAUCCCGCCGCGGCGCCAGGACCCCAAGGAGCACAGCUACUUCCAGCGGCAGGCCCAGACGGGGAUUAUUUCCCUCUAUGACUGUGUGUUUAAGAGACGCCUGGAUUAUAAUCAGAAAUUGCACCGGGAUGACAGAGAACACGCAAAAGCCCUGGGACUUCAUGUUAACGAAGAGGAGCAGGAGAGGACUGUAGGGGUGCUGACAUCCUCGGUCUACGGGAAGCGCAUCCAGCAGCCCAUAGAGCCCCUGAACCGGGACUUUGGCCGAGUGAACCACGUGCAAGCCGACUUCUACAGGAAGAACGACAUCACCAGCAUCAAGGAGCCCAGCUUUGGGCACAUCACUCCGGCCUGACACCUUCCUGGCGGCCCGUGGGGUGUGUGGGGGGGUGCUCACUGGGCAAGGGAGGUCACCCAGGGUGUACAGCACCCUGCACGGAAUAGUGCAUAGCGACCUGUGACCAUGGGGGGAUGAGCAGCUUUCCUGCAGGUUGUCUUGGGUAGAAACCUGGCUAACACCUUCAGUACGCAGUAGGAACGUGCAGAGAGGAUUUUACUGCACUUAUUUCAGAUUAAAUGACACAGGAGAUGGACUGAUUGUGAGCACCUGAAUAAAAGGAAACCCUGGCCCCCUUCCAUGA